This is a messenger RNA of Malaya genurostris, 4272 nucleotides long. RefSeq lists its product as uncharacterized. The transcript has a single exon. Bases 1 to 4272 code for a protein of 1423 amino acids. The record is from RefSeq and is a predicted model, not a curated record. Lineage: Eukaryota; Metazoa; Arthropoda; Insecta; Diptera; Culicidae.
AUGUCCAGUGAAUUAAAGGAUUUGAAACGGCAGGAGAGACAGAUACAAAGCACCUUCAAUGGUGCCAAACAGUUUUUCCAAAAAUUUAAGGUGGAGAAGCAUACAAGUCAGAUAGAAAAUCGUUUAGAGCUUCUGGAAACCGCGAUGAAAAAAUUCUACGUGGUUCGAAGAAAAAUUGAGCUGUUAACUGACGAAGAUGACGAGAAGGAAGCAAGCGAUAGCAAGGAAACAGUUGAAGAACGUGCUGUUCGUUUGGAAACCCUCGCGGAAAGGCGAGAAAUUGAACACUCUCAAAUUAUACAGAACGCCGAAGAUCUCUUCUGUGAGCUGAAGUCGUUACUGCAAAGUUUGAAACCAGCUAACACACCUACACAAGUGCCUGCUGACGUUGCACCUACUCCAAUAUUACCUACUACCAACUCGGUAUCAAGAGUCAAGCUUCCCGAUAUUCGUCUCCCUAGCUUUGGAGGCAAAACAAGUGACUGGGUCACAUUUCGUGAUAUGUUUCAAAGUUUGAUUCAUCACAACGAUCAAUUGAAUGCAAUCGAUAAAUUUUCGUAUCUUCGAUCAUCGUUGAUCGGCGAAGCGUUGCAAGAGAUUUCGUCAAUAGAGAUGUCGGUAGUUAACUAUCCAAUUGCUUGGGAUUUGUUGAAGAGACGUUAUGAAAACCGAAAACUGAUAGUCAAGGCUCAUCUGGAUGCGUUAUUUGCUGUUGAACCGAUGAAACGUGAAAACUACGAGGCGUUGAGUCAUCUUAUAGGCGAAUUCGACCGUAAUUUGCAAAUGUUGGAGAAAGUUGGAGAGGAUUCGUCUCAAUGGAGCACAAUAUUAGUUCACAUGAUCUGUUCGAGGCUAGAUCAGGCUACGUUACGACACUGGGAGUCACACUAUAGUUCGAAAGAUGUUCCAACCUACGACGCCUUGAUGUCAUUUCUUCGAAAUCAAUGUUGCGUCCUUCAAUCAAUUGCUCCACCUAAAUCGGUUCACAGUGAAACAAAGAAACCUAAGUUCACAGUGUCUCACACAUCUGUACAGUCUUCCAAUCGAUGUCCGUUCUGCGUAGAAGCUCAACAUUCUGCAUUUAAGUGCCAGAAAUUCAUCAAAUUGAAGGUGUCUGAGCGAUUCGAGAUGGUGAAACGUUAUCGGUUGUGCUUGAAUUGCUUAUCUCCGACGCAUCUUGUUCGGUUUUGCACGAAGGGAUUCUGCCAACAUUGCCAUCAGAAACAUCACACACUCUUACAUUCUGGAUCUGUCAUCGGAGGAAAGUCGUCGUCGACAGCACCGCAAACCGAUCCCUCCGUCCCACGUGCACAAAAUCGGCAACAGACAGCGAACAUUCAGCAAACACAAACACUAGCCCAGAACCAUACCACACUCACUCAGAACACUGGAUCAUCUACAAGCUCAUUACACGUCGCAAACGCAAAUUCGCAACCGCAAACACACCCACCACCCACCACAGAUCGUACUCCCAGUACAAACACUCUAGCUGCAAACACAUAUACACCACAACGUCAAGUUUUACUAUCUACCGCUUUGAUUCGCGUAUCGGAUUUCUACGGAAAUGCACUGAUAGCGAGAGCUCUUCUCGAUUCUUGCUCAGAAUAUUGUUUCAUUACUACAACGCUUUUCCAAACGCUGAAGUUACCAGAGACUGCCACUACCCUGUCCGUAGGAGGAAUCGGUGGUUCUAUAGUCAAAUCUACAAAGAGCGUAGAAGCGACGAUAGCUCCAAGAUCGUUGGAUAUUUCAUCGUAUUCGGAAAACGUUCAACUUCACGUAUUGCCGAAACUCACCUCGAAGCUGCCAUUGCAGGCGGUCAACAGUCGGACUCUCGCCAUUCCGGCAGGCGUCAUUUUAGCAGAUCCAACUUUUUGUGAACCUGGAUCUAUAGAUCUCAUAAUCGGUGCUGAGUAUUAUUACGAUCUACUGUUAAAUGAAAGAAUGAAGUUGUCAGAAAAUGGACCCAUCUUACAAAGAACCGUCUUUGGAUGGGUUGUAUCUGGACGUGUACCGGGUACAAAUUUGGAGAUUCCAAGAACCAUUACACAUACGUGUGCAUCAAUUGAUCUUCGGGAUCUCCUCGCUAAAUUUUGGGAACUAGAGUCCUGCAAUAAUCGAAGCACUCAUUCAGUCGAAGAAACGAUGUGUGAAGAAAUAUUCGACAGAACAACUGUUCGUGACUCAGAUGGAAGAUUCAUUGUCACACUUCCUAAGAAAAACUACGUUAUUGAUCAAUUAGGUGACUCAAAAUCCAUCGCAUUGAAACGAUUCUUCGGUUUAGAAAAAAGACUUGCUGUAAAUAUCACAUUGAAGAAGUUAUAUAGCGAAUUCAUCGAAGAAUACUUAUCCAUGGGCCAUAUGCGAGAAAUUUAUGAGAAUGGCGGUGAAAUGCUUUCUUACUACAUGCCUCAUCAUGCUGUAAUCAAACCCCACAGCACUACGACGAAGCUACGUGUCGUCUUCGAUGCAUUUUGUCGAUCGUCUACAGGAGUUUCCUUGAAUGAUGGAUUGCUUGUGGGACCGGUAGUGCAACAGGAUUUGUUGUCAAUUACCUUGAGAUUUCGUUCUCAUAAAUUUGCGUUAGUUGCUGAUGUAGCAAAAAUGUACCGUAUGGUAAAGGUAGCAGAGGAAGAUCAGCCAUUGCAACGCAUUUUGUGGAGAAACGCACCAAACGAGCCAGUGAAGAUCUACCAGCUGACUACAGUAACAUAUGGUACCGCAUCUGCACCAUAUCUUGCGACCAAAUGUCUUCAAAGGCUAGGUAGUGAAGGCACACAAUCACAUCCAACAGCAGCCAGAGUAGUAGCAAAUGAUUUUUAUGUUGAUGAUCUGUUGACGGGUACAGACAGUAUAGAAGAGGGAGUCAUUCUCGCAUCAGCGCUCAUAGAUCUAACGAAUUCGGCUGGGUUCAACUUGCGAAAAUGGAGUUCCAAUAGUCAGGAGCUCCUCUCCUCUAUUCCUUCAGAACUUAGAGAUGAUCGUGCCAUACUAGAACUCGAUUCGUCCGCAUCUACUGUCAAAACGCUUGGAAUAAUCUGGGAACCAGCAAAUGAUUGCUUUAGAUUCGCCGUGCCACACUGGAAUACAGAGUCAAUUAUCACCAAGCGACUAGUACUGUCAGACACAGCUCGAAUUUUCGAUCCCAUUGGUCUCAUCGGCCCAGUCAUCGUUCAGGCCAAAAUCUUCCUCCAGAAACUUUGGAAGCUGAAAUCAGAUUGGGAUGAACCUUUGCCACUGGAACUGCAAAAUUUUUGGAUUCAGUACCGGUUGAAUCUCUCAGCUCUCGAAACAUUCUCUGUUCCCAGAUGGAUCGGCUUCUCUAGUAACUUGGUUUCUACGGAGCUUCACGGUUUCUGCGAUGCUUCAGAGGCUGCGUAUGGUGCUUGCUUAUACCUUCGAUGUGAAGCAAUUGAUGGAUCAGUUAGCGUUCGUUUGAUAAUGUCCAAGUCUCGAGUAGCCCCAUUAGAAGAUCUCAGUCGUAAGAAAAAGAAACAAUCCAUUCCAAGAUUGGAAUUAUCCUCAGCGUUAUUGCUGAGUCAUCUGUAUGAAAAGUUAUGCAGUAGCUUCGAACCUCCAGGCAAGGUUUAUUUUUGGACGGAUUCCAUGAUAGUUAAGUGCUGGCUUUCAUCGUUGCCAUGCCGUUGGCAAUCUUUCGUUGCUAACCGUGUAUCUGAGAUACAACAUAUCACCAAAAAGGGAGUUUGGAAUCACAUUGCCGGUGCAGAUAAUCCAGCAGAUAUUAUAUCGCGGGGUUCGACACCCGCUCAGUUGCAAUACCAACCACGUUGGUUUGAAGGUCCACUCUGGACGCGCCAGCAACAUUCAACCUGGCCAAAGUCAGCGGACGUAAUGUCUCCACCAAACAGUCCACUGUUAGAAGAAAAACCUACCGCAUCGCUUCCUGUUCACACAAAACCUCUGAAUAACUUGUUUUUGCGUAAAUCUUCGUUUCCUGAUCUUGUUCGAAUGGUAGCAUGGAUACGCCGCUUCAUACAUAAUGCGAUGCCUAACAACCGCACUAGAAAACGGUUAAAUUAUUUAUCUUCUGUGGAAUACGACGAAGCAGUGAUAGUUUUGGUUCGAAUUGCACAACAUGAGAGUUUUGCGGAAGAAAUAGCAUCUUUGUCUAAGGGAGAACCUGUAAAGGCAUCAUCCAAAUUAUCAGCACUGAAUCCUCGUCUGGUUAAUGGGAUUAUUCAAGUUGGUGGACGAUUAUCUCAUGCACCAGUGUCCGAAAGUCGUAAACACCCUAUGAUCAUUCACCAUUAA